GACCCACAGUGACUGACCAGAGUGGGAUGCAAGCUCAAGAAAUUAAAAUGCCCCAACCAAGUUGACGUGCAAAAUGUGAGCCCUGAACAACAAGCCCCUCUUGUCAUUGCCUUACCCCUAGAUAAAACUGGAAGCAGAAAGGCUAGAAGGAAAGCACCCUGGAUGGAGGCAGAUGGAUCAAUGCAGCUGAUGGGAAGAGAACAGGCAGUUGAUCAGAUGAACUAGUCACCAGCCUUCUACCCAGUUCAAAGGAACAAAACCCUCAGGGGCGGCUGGAAAGCAGCUUCUGUAGGAUCUACAUGUGGCUCUGGAGUGCCCCAAUAGCACUGCAGCAGAGACACACUGCCAUGAAUGAGGACAGUCUCAUCUGUUCCCUUGCUCUGGCAUCCAUGUGAAAUAGUGAAGAGGGAAAUCCUGGCUGCUACUGUCCAGCUUCACGGACAGAAGCCGCGGGCCAAUAGCUUUUCCUGCCCUGGUAUGGCAUUCCCUGGCACUGACAGCAUAGAAAGGAUUGUCCAAAGCUGCCUGUGAACAAUCAAGGGAAUGAAGAGCUGAAUCCCAUGCACCACAUUGAGACUAUGCUGGUGCUAGACACCAAAGGAAAUACACACACCUCAGCUCUACCUGGCUCCUACGCUUCCCAAGAGAGGGCAACUAAGGCUAAAGAACUAACUACGGGGCCAAUGUCCCCCAUAGGUUAUCUCCAACUUGGGGAAGUCACUGUAAAACUCUGAAAUGGAAAGGAUACCUUCCCCUCUCAGGGCAAAGGCCAAGCCAUGGACCUGGCACCAGGACCUCUGGGUCCAUGUUCACAGUCUUGCAGCUGUCAUGCUGUGGGACUUUGGGCAAAUCCUUCCCUCAUCUUAGCCCCCUUGUACUCUCUGAAGCAUUUUAGACUAUGAAGUUUCUAGGGCAGAGAAUCCUGGGAAGAGACCUGACACAAACGCUGAUACGUACCAAGCAUUAUUCACCAGGAAAGGCUGCAACUGGAUUCUAACCACAGGGCCCAAGGGGAAGCAGCAGGAUUGCCCUAAGCCUUCUUUCUGCUUUCACCUUGGAAAUGUGGUGAAACAGAAUGCUGCAAUUACUGUGAAGGCUCAGAAGCCAAGUCCCCCGUGCAUGGCUAUGUGGGGUCACUCUGCCCACUAGUGGCACAACCACAAAACAACAUGCCAUUCAAAAAUUUCCUCUCUAGGGCCCUUCAACAGUACACCACUCCCUACUCCGCGGACCAAUCAGAUUGCUCCUGACCCACAAAGCUCCGCCUUCAGUGCUCACAGGCAGCUUGUAAAUAGAGGUAGGAGGAAAGGGGAAGUGUUUGCACACAAGCGCACUGGGAGAUGAGACAUGGGUGAAGGAAUGGGUCCGUGUGCUGCACUCUGGAAAUGACACUGCAAAGGAAAAGCUUCCCUUUGGCCAUCGCUGACCCUCUCUCACUUCUCUGUGCUUAGACUACAGAGAACUAGAGUUGGGCUACUACCUGGAGCUUCCUCUGGGACUGAUGCGUUGGAAUGGUACUGUCGCAGUCAUGAGCUGAGCACUCUGGGCUACAAGUACACCCAGCACUCAGAAGCAGAAGUCAGAUGCUAUCUUCAGAGAGCAGGAGCACAAUCUUCAAACUACAGUCUGGAUCUCAGUUCAGAGAAACAGACAUGCCAGAACUACACUGAUGCCAGACACCAGAAUGCGUCUGUCACUCCGCACACUAUUGGCAGGAGUCACAGGAACAACUGGAUCUCAGGUACAGUACAGAACUGCUUAAGUCACUGAAAAGAUAGACAGAGCUAUGUUUUUCUUUUAACUCUUUCCAAACCUCAGACCCUCUGCUAGGAUUUGUUUCCUGCCUGAUUAUCCUGAACUAACUUACAGAUUCUGCUUGGCGUGGAGCAGCUUCUGAAAAUGCCCUGCUACUAGCAGUGGGUACUUGGCACCUAGCAGGGAGUGAUGCUGAGCGACCAGUCCUUCUAAUACUGAAUAGAAAGACUCCUUUUGACCUCUUAGCUCAGUGAUAACCAAACUCCAAAGUACCGGAUGCAUAGGGAGGUUCCUUCUCUCACACAAUGACUACACGGUAUUCUCUCUGGAAACAUCUAGGAAAGCUGCUGAUGGUCUUAGAACUGUGUGUUCAAGGCAUCAUGACAAAUACUUCACCCCCACCCCCUAGAUGCCCCAGUGUCUGCAUCUGCACCUCCGAUCUCUUGAGCUGUACUAGGCAGAAUCUCCAGCAGGUACCUCUAACGCUGCCUCCCACAGCAAUCACCUUGGAUCUCAGCCACAAUGUCCUCUUCCAGCUUCACGAUCACUGGCUGGCUUCCCUGCCACGGCUCCAGGCCCUCCGCAUCAGUCACAACCAGAUUAAAGAGCUUUUUCCAAAGACCUUCCACAAUGCCACUUACUUGAGACACCUGGACAUAUCCUCCAAUUACUUGCAUGCUGUGGAGAGAUAUUACUUUGAUGUGUUGGUAAACCUGGAAGAGCUUCUAAUUUAUGACAACUGGAUCAUACAGGUAGAUGAAAAAGCCUUUGCCAGGCUAAGCAGCUUGCAGAAGCUCUACUUGAGCUGGAACAACUUAACCAAGUUCCCCUUUCAAUCCAUGCAAGGAUUCAGUCACCCCAAACUCAGGACACUGGACCUCUCCUCCAAUAAUCUGAGCAGCAUUCCCAUUGAUGAGAUUAUGGCCUUGCCCGUGUCCAUUAAAAAUGGCUUGUAUCUUCACAACAACCCAGUGAAGUGCAACUGUGCACUCUAUCAGAUGUUCCAGCAAUGGAAGCAGCGAGGCUUCAGCUCCGUGCAGGACUUCCUCGAGGAGCAUACAUGCAGGGCCUUUGACAGUGUGGCCCGGUCCUUAGUCAGAUUCCUCAAGUACACCAUAAUUUUUGAGAACUGUUCCUUGAGAAAAGGAUAUCUUGGUGCACCAGAGGUGAAUCUCAGAGUGCUCGUGGAAAAGCCCCUGCUGAUGGACUGUAACACAAGUGUGCAUGACCCCUCCGCCACCUACAUGUGGAUCUCACCUCACCAUGAACCCAUCACACACCCUGGGAACAGUAAUCGUACCCUUGAAGUUUACCACAAUGGAAGUUUAAAGAUCACAGCAGCCAAGCCAUGGCAUUCUGGGGUGUAUAUAUGCAUAGCUAUAAGCAAGCACUACAACCUCAACAAAACCCAUGAGGUCAACGUAACAGUUCACUACCCUAAGCUGGAUGGGGAAUCCUUCAAUACAGGCCUCACCACCCUCCUGGGGUGUGUAGUCAGCCUGGUGCUAGUUUUCAUGUACCUGUACCUCACUCCAUGCUGCUGCUUCAGAUGCUGCAAAAGGUCUGCUACCCUGAGUCCUCCCCAGGAAUGCAGUGCCCAGUCCUCGAUUCUGAGCACCACACCACCAGCCACAGAGGGACCCAGCCGCAAGAUCAGCACCCACAAGCAUGUGGUGUUCCUAGAGCCCAUCAAGGAGGUACAAAAUGGCAAGAUCCAGCUGGCAGUCAGCGAAGAUUUCCCAGAUACCAAGAACCCCAAAAUCCUGCAGCUCAAGUCAGACUCUGAAUCCAUUGGUUCCAUCUUCUCCGACACCCCCAUCAUGUCAUAGGUAGGGACCAACUGGAUUUGAUGCCGCUGCCCACCGCUUUGACAGGCAGAAUGCAGGACCCAGCAGCCACUUCACAGGUAGAGUGCAGUGGCUCCCCCAUCACUUCUGAUUGACUGAGGGCUCCUAAUGGCCCUGUCCCUUGCCACUGCUUGGCUGUGAGGGCUGUCCAUCAUACAACUCUACCCCCCGCCUUGCUGCUGAUUGGUGGAGAGGGACGGGGCAACAUAACAGGCAGACUUCACAGCCAAUCACUGGUGAGGGGUGGGGGGAAGGUGGCAGCCAUCAUGCUAGCAGCCCUUUGAUGGGCAGUCCCCCCUCCCCUUACUCAUUUUUCGUAAAUAUUCUUUUUCUUCCCCCUGCAGAUUUCGCAUGCAUUGCCCACCUCCAUGGGCAAAUGCCAGAUUUUGCAAAAUCUGCAAAAUCUAUGGUAUCGUGAUUUCAGUAUGUCCCUAGUCAUAGGAGGUAGGAGGCCUGGAAGCAGAGAUGGGGGGCAGUUUUGCAGGAUAUGGAAAUUUGGGGCAUCAGUAGUGGUCCCCACUGCAAGCAGAAGGGGCAUGAUGUAGCGGUGGGGUCUGCCACCCAGAAGAGGCCAGGUUUUUUCAGUUAAUAUCCAAGGAUGGACUGUGGUGUAUUUUCAAUCUCCAGCUACAUCUAAGAAUCACCACAUUCUUAAACAGAAGGCCAAUGAUGAUCUGAGAUCUGCUCAAUCUGUGACUGCACAGUCUAAUGGCCCAUGCCUCAACUCACUGUUUGAACUGAACCAAGUCAUUUUCAGUACAGAUCUAGCUUUUAUUUGAUUAAAUGCUUUUUGAAGAA
This is a messenger RNA of Gavialis gangeticus (Gharial), 4400 nucleotides long. RefSeq names its product adhesion molecule with Ig like domain 3 (gene AMIGO3). Lineage: Eukaryota; Metazoa; Chordata; Crocodylia; Gavialidae. The transcript has a single exon. Gene Ontology annotation, biological process: brain development. Bases 2061 to 3584 code for a protein of 507 amino acids. Gene Ontology annotation, molecular function: protein binding. The record is from RefSeq and is a predicted model, not a curated record.